Molecule: messenger RNA, 1264 nt
Organism: Brachypodium distachyon (stiff brome)
Lineage: Eukaryota; Viridiplantae; Streptophyta; Magnoliopsida; Poales; Poaceae
Product: protein-tyrosine-phosphatase IBR5
Exons: 5
Coding region: 166-987 (273 amino acids)
Biological process (GO): auxin-activated signaling pathway; negative regulation of MAP kinase activity; protein dephosphorylation
Cellular component (GO): nucleus
Molecular function (GO): protein tyrosine/serine/threonine phosphatase activity; MAP kinase phosphatase activity
Source: RefSeq, a predicted model, not a curated record
AGUCCAUAAAAUAUCUCCAAAAUCAAAUCAAAAUACUAGGAAAAACCGGAAACGCCUCUUUCUCCUCUUCCAGAUCCUUCCUCUCCAGCCCCGUUCCAGCCAUCCCCGAUUUGACCACUCGCUCUCGGAGCAGAAUCCCCUCGAUUCGAUCGGUGUGAGGGGGCGAUGAGGAAGCGGGAGCGGGAGAACCCGUGCGGGAUCUGUGGCCACUACCACAAAUACGAGGAGGGAGAGCCGUGCGGGGUGUGCGGCCACCGCCCGCCGGUGGUAGGGUCCGUGGCGGGGGCGCCGAAGCAGGAGUCGGCGUUCCCCUCCGAGAUAUUGAAGGACUUCCUCUUCCUCGGCAGCUACGACAACGCUUCCCGCUCCGAACUCCUCAAGACCAUCGGCGUCUCCCACAUCCUCAACACUGUACCCUUAUGCCAAAACCUUUACCGGAAUUCAUUCACUUAUCACUGCCUUCAAGACGACAAGACAUUGCAGUUUGAUGACGCAAUCCAGUUUCUAGAACAAUGCGAGAGGGAUAAAGCACGUGUUCUAGUCCAUUGCAUGUCAGGGAAAAGUAGGUCAGCUGCCUUUGUGAUAGCCUUCUUGAUGAAGUCCAGAGGCUGGAGACUUGCACAAUGUUUUCAAUGGGUGAAAGAACGGAGACCACAAGUGCAACUGGCUGAUGCGGCACAGCAGCAGUUGAUGGAGUACGAACAGAAGCUUUUUAGUUCCAAUGUCUGCGUGCCAGCUCAAUAUUUUGCUCCAACAGAUACGUUCCCUUCUCUUGGAUUUGGUUUUCCAAAACCGUCAGGGGAAGUCCAGGUGCCUACCUUUAACCAGCAGGCUCCAGCAUCCAUCUUUGAGCGGGUCAGCCCGAGCAACAUUCCGACUAAUUUCACAUUUGGAGCUGAAAGAAUUACCGAAGCGGAGCUCCCAGAUAGCAAUAACUUUGGUGUGGUCAACUUGUCUGGGAGUGAUAACAUGAUGGACAGCUCCUAGGUUGCUUUUGCAAUGAUAGAUUUCUCGGGAUGUUUUAGAUUUCUGAGUAGAAAAGUUGCGAUUUUUGUACGGGUUUGUGUGAUCAUUUUGACCAUUGAUAUUUUGUGCAUUUUAAGAGGCACUGGUGUGCUGUUAUUCAACUUUUGUAGGGUAAUUCAAAUGAACUGAAAUUACGCCGGAAGUUGAGUAGAAGCUACAUAUGUGCUUGUUAAAUUGUAUUCCUUCCGUUCCAUAAUUCUUGUUGAAAUAUUACAUGUAUCUAGACGCUUUCUAAAAA